AUGGCGACCUCUACAGACCCGAGGCCAGAGAGCCAUGUCGAGCAGCCGGUCGCUGACAUUGAGAAGCAACAAGUCCUGCACCAGGAGCACUCUCAUGUCGUAGACGAUGACAAGACAGUUGCACCAGCAGUUGAUUACUCUGGAGCCACAGCAAAGACGGAUCCCGAAGAGAUCAAGCUCGUCAAGAAAUUGGAUCUCUGGGUUAUGCCGACUCUUUGGUUGAUGUAUUGGCUCAACUACCUUGACCGUAAUGCAAUCGCGCUUGCUCGCCUGAACGGCCUCGAAAAGCAGCUCGGUCUCUCAAGCGUCCAGUACUCAACAUCCGUCUCUAUCCUGUUCGUCGGCUACAUCCUCGGCCAGAUUCCCAGCAAUAUGGUUCUUACGCGCGUUCGGCCAUCACUGUACAUGGGCGGCUUCAUGAUGGCUUGGGCCGUUGUUAGCGCUCUAACAGCCGUCGUCCACGAUUACAAGGGUCUUGUCCUGACGCGAUUCUUCCUCGGCGUUGUAGAGGCUCCCUACUAUCCGGGAGCUUUAUAUAUCUUGUCCAUCUUCUACACGCGGAAAGAGUUGGCAACCCGAAUCAGCGUGCUUUAUUCCGGAAAUAUCCUAGCAACGGCCUUCGCUGGCCUGAUUGCGGCAGGGGUUUUCAAUGGCAUGGAUGGCACCGCCGGGCUCGCCGCCUGGCGCUGGCUCUUUAUCCUUCAAGGCGCUGUGACGUUCGCGAUCGCAAUGGUGGCGUGCUUCACCCUUCCCGAUGAGCCCCUGACGACCCGCUGGCUGACCCCUGAACAACGACAACUUGCCCACGACAGAAUCGCGCGGGAUACCGUGGGUGUACGCCUGCAGAGCAGCACCUGGGGCGGCCUUAAAGAAGCCUUCGUCGAUCCGAAGGUGUGGGUGUUCAUCUACAUGCAGCACAUGCACCUCGCCACGAACGGCUUCAAGAACUUCUUCCCCACCAUCGUCGAGACGCUCAACUUCAACACCACGAUCACCCUUGUUCUUACCUGCCCACCUUACCUCAUUGCUGGCGUUUUGUCCGUCGUCUGGGCUUGGAGCUCUGGGAAGCACAACGAGCGCACUUGGCAUAUAACCAUUUCCAAGGCCGUUGCACUAUUCGGCUUUGUCUUGGCCUGUGCCACGAUGAACACUGGAGCACGCUACUUCGCGAUGGUGGUCUUCACAGUGGGCACGUACGGAGUGAACAGCAUUUUGCUGGGUUGGGUUGGAAGCACGUGCGGGCAAACGAAGGAGAAGAAGGCUUCGGCGUUGGCCAUCGUCAACACGAGCGCAAGCAUCAGCUUCAUCUGGACUCCGUACUUGUGGCCAACAUCUGACGCUCCGAGAUAUGUCAUUCCGAUGGCCAGCAGUGCUGCCUUCUGUGUAGCUUGCGUUGCUGGAGCAUGGCUUAUGAAGUGGAUGCUCGUAUAA
Colletotrichum siamense is the source of this 1431-nucleotide messenger RNA. RefSeq names its product putative transporter. NCBI's taxonomy places the organism in Eukaryota, Fungi, Ascomycota, Sordariomycetes, Glomerellales, Glomerellaceae. Gene Ontology annotation, biological process: transmembrane transport. The coding region runs from base 1 to 1431 and encodes 476 amino acids. The transcript is spliced from 5 exons. Gene Ontology annotation, cellular component: membrane. The record is from RefSeq and is a predicted model, not a curated record. Gene Ontology annotation, molecular function: transmembrane transporter activity.